This is a messenger RNA of Anopheles coustani, 4932 nucleotides long. RefSeq lists its product as uncharacterized. NCBI's taxonomy places the organism in Eukaryota, Metazoa, Arthropoda, Insecta, Diptera, Culicidae. Bases 15 to 4055 code for a protein of 1346 amino acids. Gene Ontology annotation, cellular component: cytoplasm; nucleus. The transcript is spliced from 8 exons. The record is from RefSeq and is a predicted model, not a curated record. Gene Ontology annotation, molecular function: protein tyrosine kinase activity; ATP binding; protein serine/threonine kinase activity. Gene Ontology annotation, biological process: peptidyl-serine phosphorylation; peptidyl-threonine phosphorylation.
CUACUUCCGGGGCUAUGGGGGCCCCGUCCAACGGCUCCAAGACGGCACAUUCUAAGGUUGCAACCGGAGGAGGUCAUGCCAACACGCAGACCUCCAGCAAGCGCUCGAGCAGCGGUGCCGAUGGCGACUACCAUCUGGUCCAGCACGAGGUGCUGUACUCCCUGUCCGCCCAGUAUGAGGUCCUAGAAUUUCUCGGCCGUGGCACGUUCGGGCAGGUGGUGAAAUGCUGGAAGAAGGGCACGAGCGACAUCGUCGCCAUCAAAAUCCUGAAGAACCACCCGUCCUACGCACGCCAGGGCCAGAUCGAGGUGUCGAUCCUCAGCCGGCUCAGCCAGGAGAAUGCGGACGAGUUCAACUUCGUGCGGGCGUUCGAGUGCUUCCAGCACAAGAACCACACCUGCCUGGUGUUCGAGAUGCUCGAGCAGAACCUGUACGACUUCCUGAAGCAGAACAAAUUCUCGCCGCUGCCGCUGAAGUAUAUCCGGCCGAUCCUGCAGCAGGUUUUGACUGCAUUGUUGAAGCUGAAGCAGCUGGGGCUGAUACAUGCCGAUCUGAAGCCGGAAAACAUCAUGCUGGUUGAUCCCAACCGACAACCGUAUCGCGUGAAGGUAAUCGAUUUCGGCUCGGCAUCGCACGUCAGCAAGACGGUGUGCAAUACGUACCUGCAGUCGCGCUACUAUCGCGCCCCGGAAAUCAUCCUCGGCCUGCCGUUCUGCGAGGCGAUCGACAUGUGGUCGCUCGGCUGUGUGGUGGCGGAACUGUUCCUGGGUUGGCCCUUGUAUCCCGGGUCUUCUGAGUACGAUCAAAUCAGGUACAUAUCGCAGACACAGGGUCUACCGACCGAGCACAUGCUGAACAACGCCAGCAAGACGGCCAAGUUCUUCUACCGGGACAAUGACUCGACGUACCCGUUCUGGCGGCUGAAGACACCGGAAGAGCACGAGGCGGAAACGAACAACAAGAGCAAGGAGGCGCGCAAGUACAUCUUCAACUGUUUGGACGACAUCGGGCAGGUGAACGUACCGACCGACAUCGAGGGCGGUCAGCUGCUGGCGGAGAAGACGGACCGCCGGGAGUUUAUCGAUCUGCUGAAGCGCAUGCUGACGAUCGACCAGGAGCGCCGCAUAACGCCGGGCGAAGCGCUGAACCAUUCGUUCGCGACGUUGGCCCACCUGGUGGACUAUGCGCAUUGCAACAACGUGAAGGCGUCGGUGCAGAUGAUGGAAGUUUGUCGUCGUACGGAUUCGAUGAUUCAUACGUACAACCUGAGUGUACAACCGACGACAGCGACGCUCGUAACAAACUUUGUGCCGAACACGACCGAAAACAUGACGAUCACGUUCAACAAUCAGGUGCAGCGGAUCGUGCGCGAACGGGCGCCCACGUACGACAACCAUCUGUACCAGAUCUACGGUGGACGAAAUGUGGGCCGACAGUACAGUAACGCGCGUCCGGAUGCUUUCCAGCAUCAGCUCGUGUCGAGUAUCCUGUGUCCACCGGGCUAUCAGACGAUGCCGAGUCCGACGAAGCACGUGGUCGUUGGUGGCACGUCGAUGCAGCCCCCACUGCAGGUCCCCCCGCAGCAGUACGUGAACGUACCCGUACCGGUUUCGAUGGUAGAGCCCUCCUCCGGGCAGCGGAUGCUACUCACGAACGCCGUGCAGCCCAACGUGGCUUGGCCGCAGUCUGGCCGGCAGGUGGCGAUCGUACCAUCGUGGUCGCAACAGCCCGGUCCGGCCCAUUCACUGAUCGUCGAUUCGGCGCCCUUCCUGAAGCUCGAGGGUAUCUACCCGAACCCGCAUCUCAACAUCCAGACGAGCCAUCACGAGCCGAAGAAGGAAUCACCGGUGCAUCAUCUGGUUGUUCGCAAAUAUUCCAGCGUUUCCCGGCACGACAAGAAGGAGAACAACCAAUUGUCGCCGGUUAAAAAGCGAGUCAAGGAGAACACACCGCCCCACCAGCGGUACAACCGGAGUCAUAUGUGCCCGCAGUAUCACGACAAUGGGGCUAGCACCAGCGGCGCAAGCGGUGGAGCGGUGGCUUCGUCAUCAUCUUCGUCGUCGUCCUUCUAUCAGCAGCAGCAACAGCAGCAACAGGCGCAGUCUCAGGUACCGCAACCUCACAGUGGCGGUGGCAGUGGAAGCAGCCAACAGAUGCAAGCUCCACCGCUUCAGCAGGCGCAGAUCCCGGUUCCGCAGCAUCACCAUCAUCAUCACCACUCCCAGCAGCAACCGCAACUGACGAGUGGAAGUGGCAGCGGUCACCACAGCCAUCACCAUCAGCAGCAACAGCAGCAACACUAUCAACCGGUGGACUCGUCGGGUUCGAUCAGUGGCUCGGGGAAUGUUCCGACGCAUCACUCUUCCUCGUCCACGUCGUCGUACGGUGGAAGUGGCUCGUCGAUGGUUAUGGGUGGCAACAUUCAACACAGUGGAAGUGGUGGAAGCCAUCAUCAUCACAACGGUACUGGUGGCAGCAGUGGACACAUCCAUCACGGUGGCCACAGUCACGGACACCACCAUGGUCAUCAUGGUGGGCAUGGCGGCAGCUACGGUGGAGCGAGCGGAGGAGGCGGUAGCAAGCAGCAGACGAUCACGAUCCACGACACACCGUCACCUACGGCUGUCAUUACGAUUUCGGACAGUGAGGACGAAACACCGGAAGUGAAGCACAGUGUCACCGCGAAGUCCUCCCAUCAGCCGUCCUCGUCGUCGACGUCGCAGACUUGUAAUCGCAACGGUGGAGGACACCAAUCGUCGUCCUCUUGCCGUGGUGGCGGCGGCAAUGGUUCGGGUUGUGGCAUCAAGACGUCCUCUUCGUCGUCCAAUAUUGCCCACAGCUCGUCUUCAUCGUCGGUUAACCAGCUCAAUGGCGGAGGGCAUCAAUCACAGCAGCAGCAGCAACCGCAGCAGCAGUAUCACAUGCCGUCGCAACCUCAGCAGCACAUGAGCGUCAUCAGUGGUGGCAGCGGCAGUAACGGUGCACCCUGCGGUGGAAGCUCUGGCAGUGGUCGUCAACGGAAAUCGACCAAUGUGUCGUCAACGGCGACGGCUUGCGUCACCGUCGGUGAUAGCGAUGGCGAAGGAGAGCGCCGCAGUCCGAAGCAUCAGCCCAUCAAGUACGAACAGCAUGCUGGCCAGUCGCAAAAGAAACGUCUGCUAGCAAUGGCCCAGAAUGAGUGUUUGUUGUUGCCCUCGUCCGGAGGUGGAAGCGGUGGACAACCACUGCAUAUUCCGAAGCAGGAACCGAGUGAAUUUGUGGCGUACGAGUAUCCCUCGCAGCAGCAGGUGGACAAGCGCUCGUCUUGGGCUCCGCCUACGAUGGGCUCGUCGUCCUCGCACUACGGCGGUGGAGGAGGGCAUAAGCGCGAGUCGUCCUCGUCGUACAUGCCGUCAUCCGCGUCUUCGUCGUCCUCGUCUUCGACUAUGGCGGCCGCAACGGCAGCAGCGGCUGCAGCAGCCGCAGCAGCCAUUCAGCAGCAACAGCAUCCCGGUAGCAGUGGUGGAUGCAGUGGCGGUGGAUCCCUUGGCCAUGUUCCGCCACCGCACGCACACGCCAAGAGCACUCCGACCGGUGCGACCUCUUGGGGUACCCCGAGCGCAGCCGCCGUCUACCGGCAGCAUCAGCCAAGCGCGAACACGCCACUCGGAAGCUCGCCCGGCGUCAUUCUGCAGCAGCAUCCGCACCAGCAGCAGCCCCUGCAGCAACCCCAGCCGGACAUCUACGCCCAGGGCGACAUGUACCGCCGGUCGGCGGUGUUCGUGUCCCAAGCGGCCCCCUACCAGACGGCGUACAACCGGGUAGUGCCGCCGCCGGCCCACAACGCCUCCAGCCGACAGGUGCGGAAGACGCCGCUUAGCACUAGCUCGCCGUACGCCACUAUCAAGCACGACACGACCAGCACUGAGCGAUUCCCGUCUUUCCCGUUGCAGGUUUUGCCCACGCAACCGCUGCCGGCUCACAUCCAAUUCCCGACCGCGCAGUACGGCCAGUUCGGGCCCCUGAGCCCGGCCCAGAUUGCCAACAAGCACCACUACACCUGGUUCGGCGAGUAAAUUGAUCACGCCAAAUCCAACCAACCUCUCUCUCCGCUCCACUCUUCUCUUGCGCUUCUCUACGCUUGAGCUCAUCCACUGCUUCUUCAGCGUUCACCAUUUUCUUCACCCCCGGCCCGGUCUACUCGUGUCCACUAGGCAACACACCGCAGAAAAUGGUUCGGCAAAACGGACCCAAAGAGGGUGCUUUCAUUUUUAUCCUACGAUUUGCGAGAAGAAGCGAUCCGGCAUCAUAGAGAUUAGGGCUUUUCGUUUCACUAGUGUUUGUUUUGGUUUGCUUAUGAUUCGCCACCAAGCAGGUGGUGGUAUUCGUACUGGUGACAUACGAAGAAUUUAGGGUGAAACGCGAGUUUGUUUGAAAUUUUACAUUGGUAAUUUAUCGUGAGUAAAAAAACAUAUGGCGUUUGUAUGAUCUCCAUCGUCAUUGUAGGAUAUGAUAGUGAUGGGAUACAUCUUCUAAGGUUUGUUUAUAUAUUUUCUCCUACGUUACGAUAGUUUGCUUUUAUCUCCUUUCAAAGGAUACCCUCCUGCACUGCUCGUUGCCGUUUAAAUGCUACUACUAGCAUUCAUACAACCAUAAGCAGAGGACUAAGGUGACAUAAACAUGGCUAUAUGUUUGUGUCUAUCAGUAGCAGCACGCUAACAGUACCCGUUGUAAGGCAUGCGCUUGGCAAAGCUGUCCUAGCGCACUGUUUUGUAUGUGUAUUGUGAGCUGUGGGUGUUGUUUUCCAUCAAAUGAAAUUGUGUCCCAACAAAGCCGCACCAGAAUAUUGGAAAGCUGCUUAGCUAGGUUUAGAGGCGUGUUGAGUAUAUGUUCAAUAUUCAAUAUGAUGUGCGUAUGAAAUAAACCACGAAGGGGAGGUAGAUUGCUAGAGUA